UAAAAAUUUAAUCACUCCCACCUCAACACCUGGGGCGUUUUUUAUAAGACCUUCUCCCUCCAACAAUCUCCCCCAAAAUUUUCACCUAGAUUCCUCCCACCUCCAUAUCAGUUUCUCACAUCUUCAAUAUGGCUGACGAGGUUUAUGAAGGUGCCAUUGGCAUCGAUCUUGGCACAACCUACUCUUGCGUUGCCAACUAUGAAGGCACCAAUGUUGAGAUCAUCGCCAACGAGCAGGGUAGCUACACAACCCCCUCAUUCGUUUCCUUCACCGACAAGGAACGUCUGAUCGGCGAGGCCGCCAAGAACCAGGCUGCCAUGAACCCCGAGAACACUAUCUUCGACAUCAAGCGUCUUAUUGGUCGCCGGUCCGAGGACCCUAUUGUGAAGAAGGACAUCGAGUCGUGGCCUUUCAAGGUUGUCGACCAGGGUGGGAACCCUGCCGUUGAGGUCGAAUACCUUGGCGAGAGAAAGACUUUCACCCCUCAGGAAAUCUCCUCCAUGGUCUUGAUGAAGAUGAAGGAAGUUGCCGAGACCAAGCUCGGAAAGAAGGUUGAGAAGGCCGUUAUCACGGUUCCUGCCUACUUCAACGACAACCAGCGUCAGGCUACCAAGGAUGCCGGUGCUAUUGCUGGCCUCAAUGUCCUCCGUAUCAUCAACGAGCCCACUGCUGCUGCUAUCGCUUAUGGUCUCGGCUCCGGCAAGUCCGAGAAGGAGCGUAAUGUCCUCAUCUACGAUCUGGGUGGUGGUACUUUCGAUGUGUCCCUCCUCAACAUCCAGGGAGGUGUCUUCACCGUCAAGGCCACCGCUGGAGAUACCCACCUUGGUGGACAGGACUUCGACACUAACCUUCUGGACUUCUUCAAGAAGGAGUUCCAGCGCAAGACUGGAAAGGACCUGUCAGGUGACCCUAGAGCCCUCCGUCGCCUGAGAACCGCCUGUGAGCGUGCUAAGCGCACUCUGUCCAACGCCACCCAGACCACAGUUGAGAUCGAUUCUCUGUUCGAUGGCGAGGACUUCAACUCCUCCAUCACCCGUGCCCGUUUCGAAGAUCUCAACGCCAAGUCUUUCUCGGGCACUCUUGAGCCUGUUCAGCAGGUCCUGAAGGACUCCGGUCUUGAGAAGAGCCAGGUUGACGAGAUCGUGCUCGUCGGUGGUUCUACCCGUAUCCCACGUAUCCAGAAACUUCUCAGCGAUUUCUUCGAUGGCAAGAAGCUGGAGAAGAGCAUUAACCCCGAUGAAGCUGUUGCCUACGGUGCUGCCGUGCAAGCUGGAAUUCUGUCUGGAAAGGCCACCUCCGCCGAGACGCAGGAUCUUCUGCUCCUUGAUGUUGUUCCUCUGUCUCUUGGUGUUGCUAUGGAGGGUAACAUCUUCGCCCCCGUUGUUGCCCGUGGCCAGACUGUCCCUACCAUUAAGAAGCGCACCUUCACAACUGUUGUUGAUAACCAAACCACCGUCCAGUUCCCCGUUUACCAGGGUGAGCGUACUAACUGUGCUGACAAUACCUCAUUGGGCGAGUUUACCUUGGCACCCAUCCCUCCCAUGAGAGCUGGUGAAGCUGCCCUUGAGGUUGUCUUCGAGGUUGAUGUCAACGGUAUCCUUAAGGUCACUGCUACUGAGAAGUCGUCUGGCCGUACUGCUAAUAUCACUAUCUCUAACGCUGUUGGCAAGCUUUCUACCACUGAAAUCGAGCAGAUGAUUGAUGAUGCUGCCAAGUUCAAGUCUAGCGAUGAGGCUUUCACCAAGAAGUUUGAGUCUCGCCAGCAGCUUGAGUCCUACAUCUCUCGCGUUGAAGAAAUCGUCUCCGACCCCACCAUGUCCCUUAAGCUCAAGCGUGGCAACAAGGAGAAGAUUGAAUCCGCUCUCAGCGAUGCCAUGGCCCAGCUUGAGAUUGAGGAUUCCACCCCCGAGGAUUUGAAGAAGAAGGAGCUUGCCCUCAAGAGACUCAUCACCAAGGCCAUGGCUACUCGUUAAUCCUUCUUCCAAGCCUCAUCUGCUAUAAUAAUCGUCCAUCUUGAGACCAGAGAGCCUGCCUUCCGAGUUACCCCCGACCCUUACUUGCUAUUUUCAGUGAAGAAUC
Messenger RNA from Aspergillus aculeatinus CBS 121060, 2079 nucleotides. RefSeq names its product putative Hsp70 chaperone (HscA) (gene hscA). The transcript has 7 exons. NCBI's taxonomy places the organism in Eukaryota, Fungi, Ascomycota, Eurotiomycetes, Eurotiales, Aspergillaceae. The coding region runs from base 129 to 1973 and encodes 614 amino acids. Gene Ontology annotation, cellular component: plasma membrane; nucleus; cytoplasm. Gene Ontology annotation, biological process: vesicle-mediated transport; cellular response to unfolded protein; protein refolding. The record is from RefSeq and is a predicted model, not a curated record. Gene Ontology annotation, molecular function: ATP hydrolysis activity; heat shock protein binding; misfolded protein binding.